Molecule: messenger RNA, 612 nt
Organism: Hydatigera taeniaeformis
Lineage: Eukaryota; Metazoa; Platyhelminthes; Cestoda; Cyclophyllidea; Taeniidae
Source: the annotation of a GenBank genome assembly
AUGAUGCCAGACUACGAAGAUGAUCGGUCCUCCUGUACCUCCUCUACAACACCCAAAACUUUCGAGGAGCCUACAGAAGAUGAAGACGAAGAGGAGGAUGACGAUCACAAAGGCGUCAGUGACGACGAAAUUGGUGUGCGAGCUCUACUUCCAACUUCAGCUCGCCUCAAAUGUCCACCUGCUGAUGCGACAGCGCUUUUGUGCGAUGAAAAUGGAGAUGAGGAUAGCGACAAUUCCUUUGCUUCUUCCUCAUCUGCCUCUUCUAGUUCUCAGGAGUCUUCCCCUUCCCCAUCUUCACGAUCUCCCUCCUCAGCGUCAUCGCCAGUGCGAUCACCACGAGUUGGAAGCGUCUCUUCGGCAUCACCAAGGGUCAAGGCUCUUGAGCCGGCAGAAGUUCUGAGUAAAUUCACCCACCAGAGUAUUGAGGAUAUCCUCUCCCUUUCUCCCAGUCGUCGACGUCGACUAUUGGCUAGAUUGGUCCGUACGGCAAAGUCGACAAACUACACCCUACUGCGAUUGAACAACGAAUUGGCGGGCGAGUUACAGGAACUCUGCGACCAGCACACAAGUCUGAACGCGCAGGUUCGACAUCUCUCGGAGCUGAGAACGUGA